Brugia malayi is the source of this 270-nucleotide messenger RNA. RefSeq lists its product as uncharacterized. The coding region runs from base 1 to 270 and encodes 89 amino acids. Lineage: Eukaryota; Metazoa; Nematoda; Chromadorea; Rhabditida; Onchocercidae. The record is from RefSeq and is a predicted model, not a curated record. The transcript is spliced from 2 exons.
AUGUCUUUCAAACCAAAUUCAAUGCAGUCACCAGAUUUUACAGGUGUUACGCCUGAUGGUGUACCUGUGAGGAGCAUAUCACCUGGUUCCAUGGUGACGUAUUUUGUUAAAACUUCGAUUAAAGUUGGUAUGUCAAAAAUCAUAGCGUCGGUCCGACAGCACUGCUUCUCUUCAUCAUUUAUACGACAAAAUAACACAACGUCGUGUGGAUUGGCGAUUUUACUGACAUCAAUGAAGGAUCCUACCGGACAUGAGUGGCUCAACAAGUAA